CUGUUCCAUCUCCGAUCUCUGAAAUCUCUCUGAGGUCGCCCGCAAACGGCGGCAAUGGCGAUCCUUCCACGCUUCCUCUUGGCGGCAUUUUUCUUCCUCUCUGCUUCUGCUGAUGUUCAAACAAAUGUAACUAACAACCCUGCGGAUAAGUUGGUUGCUGUGAUCAACACCAAUAGAACUGCACAAAAGUUAUCAUCUCUCUAUGAUAACCCAGGUUUGGCCUGCAUUGCUUUGCAGUAUAUAAGAGCAUACCAAGGUGACUGCAGUGCCGUUGGAGGGCCAAAUGCCAAGAAGCCAGCAGAUUCAGAAUUUGCUGAAACUUUUGCCCCCAGCUGUGGUGUUCAGGUUGCAAGUCUUUCUCCAAUCACUGGUCGUUUUCUUGGAUGUCAAUCUAAAUAUGUCCAUGCUGCUGAAGCAUUCUCAAUAUUGGUCAAUAAUAAUAAAAGCUUGGACAUUCUCUACGAUAAGAACCACACUGAAGUUGGUGCUGCUGUGACUGGCACUGAUGGUGGGUCUCCCUAUUUCUGGUGUGUGUUGUUCAGCAAUGGCAAGUCUAAUAGCAGCUUUGUUUUUGAGGAUGGUGUGGCUAAGAUAACAAGACCUGGGUGCUUCAGUGGUGCUAAUGAUGAAUGCAGCCAUGCCAACUAUUUGUCUCAACCUGGCCAUCUAUGGCUGUAUGCCGUUACAUCUUUCAUUGCCGUGGGAUACAUUUUUGGUAUUUGAUUCUGAACUCAAGGAUACACACUGUUUUUUCCUCAAUUUGGUAGUCAUUUCAUUUCAGCAGCUUACUCAUUGCCAACAGCGCAUUUGGUUUAUCGUCACUAUCAUUAUCCUUAUGGAGUGUAAGUCUGUAGCCAACUCCAUUCAUUUUUCUACUCAUUUCUUAUUCAUGUGUAAAAUCCUGCUUUAAAAAUGUCCCCUUGGAGGAACAUUAUUUUUUUCUCUUUCAUGUACAAUUUGCUCUUUUACUCCAUGUGAUUGAGGGAAGAGAAUAAAAAAAAGAAAGGAAAAGAAAAUGUAUCUGCAUUCUUCUUUGGCUAACUGCAUUAAAGGGAAGGUAAGGCAGGGAAAAGGAUGGGUCUAUGCAGUAUGCACCCUUCAUCUGUACUUUGCUUUUCUUUAUUAGGUCUUUCCAAACAAAAUAAGAUUGAAUCUCCUAU
Rubroshorea leprosula is the source of this 1160-nucleotide messenger RNA. The record is from the annotation of a GenBank genome assembly. NCBI's taxonomy places the organism in Eukaryota, Viridiplantae, Streptophyta, Magnoliopsida, Malvales, Dipterocarpaceae.